CUAUCGCUUCCGCCUUCGACUCUGAAAAAAACAGUUUGCUGUGGAGAAGCGUCCGCCGCCGGUGUCGGUGUCAGAAGCCUCCCUUUCCCUCCUCCUUCCUCCGUCCUAAUCGCCGCCUAAAACUCAGAUUUCUCUCUCUUCUCGGCUGCACGGCGACUCCUGCGACUGUAGUCAAGCGCUCAAACAACUAUAAAAUGAGGUCGAAGAGGAAUCUCAACGCCUCAGACAAGAAAGACGACUUGCAGAAACGGAAGGAGAGUAAUUUGGUUGAAAUUGAGAAGAGGAUUGAAGAAGCGGAAACGAGUUCUGAUGAUUCCCCCUUUGUUUCGGAUUUCGAAGAUAGUGAAAAUGAUGAUGAUGAAACUCUGACUGGGGAUGAAGGCUCAAGUGAUGAAUCUGGAUCCCAAGAAAGUGAUCUCUCUGUCUCAGAGGAUGAGGAUGCUUUUCAAUCCAGUGAUGAUGACGAGGACGAUGAUAAUGCAGUCUCUCCCCACGGUGACAAAGACUCUGUUGAAAACAAUAGCACCGUUAGCAAAGUUGAUGAACAUGAUAGUGGUGGGGUUGAAGACAACACUGGCGGGAGUGAUGAUUCACGUGAAAUAGUUGAGGAGAGUGACUCGUCUGAAGAUGAGGUUGCACCUCGCAAUACUAUUGGAGAUGUUCCUUUGAAAUGGUACAAGGAUGAAGAACAUAUUGGAUAUGAUCUAUCUGGAAAGAAGAUCAAGAAAAAAGAGAAAAAGAGCAAGCUCGAUUCUUUUCUUGCAAGGACUGAUGAUGCAAAGAGUUGGCGUAAGAUAAUAGAUGAGUACAAUGACGAGGAAGUGGAGUUGACAAAAGAAGAGAUCAAUCUCAUCCGGAGAAUGAUGGAUUCAAAGGCACCUCAUGCUGAUUUUGAUCCAUAUCCGUCUUAUAUUGAUUGGUUCACUUGGGAUGGUGCCAAGCAUCCACUAUCAAAUGCACCAGAACCAAAGAGACGUUUCAUUCCUUCUAAGUGGGAUGCUAAAAAGGUUGUCAAGUAUGUCCGGGCCAUCAGGAGUGGCCAGAUUAAGCUUGAUGACAAACCAAAGGAAGAGCCCAAAUUUUAUGAUUUGUGGGGUGAAGCCAGUUCUGCUGAUAGACAGGGAUUGGCAUAUAUUCCUGCUCCAAAACCUAAGCUGCCGGGUCACGAGGAGUCUUACAAUCCCUCUUUAGAAUACAUCCCAACACAAGAAGAAAUUAAUGCUUACCAGCUCAUGUUUGAGGAGGACAGGCCUAAAUUUAUACCAAAACAAUAUACUUCCUUGAGAAGUGUUCCUGCAUAUGAGAAAGCUGUCCAAGAGACGUUCGAUCGAUGUUUGGAUCUUUAUCUAUGUCCAAGAGUUCAUAAGAAACGUAUUAAUAUUGAUCCCGAGUCUUUGAAACCAAAGCUGCCAAGCCCUAAAAAUCUUAAACCGUAUCCAACAACUUGUUAUCUCGAGUACAGAGGUCAUAAGGGCCCAGUGGUGACUAUUUCUGCAGAGGCCACAGGACAGUGGCUUGCUUCUGGUUCAAAAGAUGGGACUCUCCGCAUUUGGGAAGUUGAAACUGGCAGGUGUCUCCAGAUCUGGGAUAUAGGUGAACCUAUCAGCGAGGUUGAAUGGAAUCCCGAGCUUCCUAUAUUAGCUGUAGCAGCGGGCCAAGAUGUGUUCAUUUUGAAAACCAGUUGUGGAAGUGAUGAACAUCAGAAAAAGAUCGAAGAUCUUCUCCAUGUUCAACCGCAGGUGGAGGCUGAUGACUCUGAUACAAAUGAAUCUAUUGUCAACUGGCUUCAGGACGAUACACAUGGAGGAAUCAGACUGAAGCAUUUUAAGACUGUUACUAAAGUGGAAUGGCAUCGUAAAGGAGACUAUCUUUCAACUCUCAUGCCAUCUGGCGAAUCAAGAUCAGUGUUAGUUCACCAACUCUCCAAAAAACUUACACAACGGAUUCCAUUCAAGACAAAAGGAAUUCAUGUUGCAAGUGCUUUCCAUCCUACACGUUCCAUGUUCUUUGCUGCAACAAAAAAGGAUGUCCGCGUCUAUGAUCUAUUGAAGCAAAAACUUGUCAAAAAACUUGAACCCGGUGUCCGUGAAAUUUCUUCCCUCGCUAUCCACCCUGGUGGUGAUAAUGCCAUUGUUGGAAGCAAAGAUGGAAAAUUGUGUUGGUUUGACAUGGACCUUUCAUCCAAACCUUAUAAAGUCCUUAGAUGCCAUGGAAAAGAUAUCACCAGUGUUGCCUACCAUCGGUCCUACCCUUUAUUUGUGUCAAGCUCAGAUGAUUGCACAGCAUACGUUUUCCAUGGAAUGGUGUAUUCGGAUCUUAAUCAAAACCCACUGAUAGUUCCCCUGGAGAUUCUUCGAGGGCAUUCCAGUUUUGAUGGAAGAGGAGUUAUGGACUGUAAGUUCCAUCCAAGGCAACCUUGGCUGUUCACUGCCGGCGCAGAUUCCUUGAUUAAGCUCUAUUGCCAUUAGCUCUUCAUAGACCAUUCAUACCCUAGGCUAAGCUCCCUUCACACCUCUCUUGAGGUUGAGGACAAGUUUUGAUUUGAGGUUGUAUGUUUGACGGUUAUUAACUCCAGAUUGUAGCAUUUUGAUAUAUUGGCAUCUAAAGAAGUUACUUAUAUAGCAAUUAAUUAUGUCGAUUGUA
Molecule: messenger RNA, 2643 nt
Organism: Salvia hispanica
Lineage: Eukaryota; Viridiplantae; Streptophyta; Magnoliopsida; Lamiales; Lamiaceae
Product: Transducin/WD40 repeat-like superfamily protein
Biological process (GO): ribosome biogenesis; maturation of LSU-rRNA from tricistronic rRNA transcript (SSU-rRNA, 5.8S rRNA, LSU-rRNA)
Cellular component (GO): preribosome, large subunit precursor; PeBoW complex
Molecular function (GO): ribonucleoprotein complex binding; protein binding
Source: RefSeq, a predicted model, not a curated record